AUGCGACAGUUUGCGAUGUUCGCAUGCAUACUUGCAGCAGCAAGCGCAUUACCGAUGAUUAUUGGCGAAAAGAAGCCGGAUAUAUGUUGUCAAUGCACAGUGAGUGAGGACGGAGAAAAGAAGGAAAUCAAAAAAGGUUGCGAUGGAACAAUCAGCAUUACGAGUCGUGGAUCAACGGGCGUUAUUGGCUCCCAGCUAGGGAGUGCUGCGAUCAUGGUCCCGGCAGUGCAAAUUCAGGUACCACAGAUGCCACUUUUACAACCACUACAACUCUCUGCUUCGAUGAAUCUCCUCCCGCAACAACAGACUAUUUUCAGUCUGCAACCGCAGACAACGUUUCUCACCGUACAGGAACCGAAAGUUAGCACGCAGUGCUGCACGGUAUGUUUCCUUCUUCACUCCAUUUAUAAAGACUUCUUCUUUACUGCCCAAUUUGCUUUCAGAAUCGAAUUUAUGUUCGUAUUCGUAGUGUCAAAACUGAAGCUGAAUGAGUAA
Messenger RNA from Gongylonema pulchrum, 495 nucleotides. Lineage: Eukaryota; Metazoa; Nematoda; Chromadorea; Rhabditida; Gongylonematidae. The record is from the annotation of a GenBank genome assembly.